Molecule: messenger RNA, 5542 nt
Organism: Lethenteron reissneri (Far Eastern brook lamprey)
Lineage: Eukaryota; Metazoa; Chordata; Hyperoartia; Petromyzontiformes; Petromyzontidae
Product: forkhead box protein K2-like
Biological process (GO): regulation of transcription by RNA polymerase II
Molecular function (GO): RNA polymerase II cis-regulatory region sequence-specific DNA binding; protein binding; DNA-binding transcription factor activity, RNA polymerase II-specific
Source: RefSeq, a predicted model, not a curated record
AUGGCCGUGUCUGACCCGGGCGUGGCCAUGUCAGACCAAGGUCCCGCACGGCUCCUGCUGGGCCUCAAGACGUCUCCGCUCAGCCCGGCACGGGGCCUCGCCUGGGCCGCGGGGGAGACGCGGCCCGCGGGUCCACGCGGCCCCCCCGACAACAACAACCACGAGGAGAACGACAACAACAACUGCGGCGACAACAACAGCACGGACGACCACCACCACAACAACAACAACAAGGGCAACAGCCACGUGGAAGAGGAGGAGGAGGACGAGGAGGACGACGAAGACAAGGAGGUUGAUAUGGCCACCACUGCGGCCACCACCGCAACCACCACGACCACCACCACGAGCAGCAGCAACAGCAGCAGUGGCAGGAGGAUCAGGAUGCGGGUCGGCUCCGGCGACGAUACGGGACCUCUGCUGGCUACCAUCGAGGGCAAAGACGUGGAGUACGAAGUGAGACAAAAGCGGCUUUGGGUGGGGAGGACCUCGAGCAGCGGUGACGAGGGGGGUGCCCACGUCACGGUGGGUCGCUCCAGCUUCGUGUCGCGCAGGCACCUGGAGAUGGCCUUCGUGCACCCUCACUUCUUCCUGCGCUGCCUGGGCAAGAACGGCGUCUUCGUCGACGGCGUCUUCCAGCGGCGCGGAGCGGCGCCCCUGCAGCUGCCCGCUUCGUGCAUCUUGCGUUUCCCGAGCACAAACAUCCGGCUGACGUUCACGUCGUUGUGUGGCUCGCCCGAGCCCAGGCUGGAGGCGGGAGGGGGCCAGCAGCCGGACUCUACCGUGAACUCGGCGGACGCCUCCACCACACCGGCCGUGAUGGUGGCGGCGCCGGCGGGGUCGGCGCCGGCGGCAGUGACGGCGGCAGCGGCGUCGCUCGACAGCGACCUGAGGGGGGCCCACUCCCCCCCACCCCAGCGGCAGUUCCUCCACCCGAUGUCGGCGGCCGCCAGCAUCUCCCCGCUCAAGCUGCACAUCCCCGACCCGUCGCCGGACUGGGCGAGCCCCAUGCCGUCCCCCACGGGCACCAUCAGCGCCGCCAACUCGUGCCCGUCGAGCCCCCGCGGCGCCGGCUCCUCGGGCUACCGGCUGGUGCGCGGCUUCGCGCCCGACCUGCAGCUCGUGGCCGAGUACGCGGCGCGCGCCGUCUCGGAGCGAGAGCAGGAGCGCGGCGAGCGCGACGGCGCCCAGGCCGACAGCCCCAAGGACGGCUCGAAGCCCCCGUACUCGUACGCGCAGCUCAUCAUCCAGGCCAUCACGUCGGCGAGCGACAAGCAGCUCACGCUCAGCGGCAUCUACGCGCACAUCACCCACAACUACCCCUUCUACCGCAUGUCUGACAAGGGCUGGCAGAACUCGAUCCGGCACAACCUGUCGCUCAACCGCUACUUCGUGAAGGUGCCGCGCUCGCAGGAGGAGCCGGGCAAGGGCUCGUUCUGGCGCAUCGACCCCACGUGCCAGGCGAAGCUCACCGAGCAGGCCUUCAAGAAACGGCGGCAGCGCGGGGCCUCCUGUUUUCGCACGCCCUUUGGCCUCCUCUCCUCACGGAGCGCGCCCGCGUCGCCCAGCCACUCGGGCCUGCUGUCCCAGCCGCCCAGCGGCCUGCAGACCCCCGAGAGCCUCUCCCGCGAGGGCUCCCCGGCCCCACUCGAGGGGCCAGAGCCCCCCCUCGCUCCGGGGAACCCCAAGCCGCUGCCGGCGCCACGGAACGACGUGCGCUACACGCAGAGCGCGCCAGGUUCUCCCGUGUCGAGCCACCCCGUGAUUUUCACAGCCCAGCACCCGCUGCCGGGCACCUUCAUUCGACCAAUCGCGUACAGCAUUGCGCAGCCGCUCUCCCACUCCCAGCAUGCACUGGGGCUGCCCGCCCACCUGAACCAGGGCAGCGGCCACUCCCAGCACGCGGUGCUGUCGGGUUACUUUGCGGCCGGGCCUGACGGGCCUUCGCCGUACGGCGGAUACUCCGUGCUGCGGCAAACGCUGGAGGAGAGGAAGGAGGAAGAGGAAGAAGAGCUCAGGCCGCUGCGCCCACCCGUGCUGAGCGCCGUGACGUCCGUGAUCCAGACGGCGGGGCCCAAUCCCCCGUGCGCUCCUCCGCACGGCUCCGUGUGGCUCGGUGCCCCCAGCGCCGCCUCCUCCUACCACCACCAGCAGCAGCAGCAGCAGCACCACCAGCAGCAGCAGCAGCAGCAGCACCACGCGGAGAACGGCUUCCACAGCGCCACGGCGCUGCAGCCCCAGCGAGCCGCCAAUCCGCUGCAGCUGCUGGCGACGCAGGCCGGCAAGAGGCUGGUGCACGACGGAGACGGCGGGCAGGAUGCCGGCGAGCCCGACGCCAAGCGCCACUACCCUGACGCUCAACAGCACCAGCAGCAGCAGCACCAGCAGCAGCAGCAGCAGUACGGGGAAGCUGGCGUGGCGCCGGCCAGCCCGCCACUCAGCCCAGCCGCAUCUCAGUCGCCCGUCGAGGAGGAGUGAAGCGACGCACACGUGCCUUGUCGGAGAGCGCUAGCGGCGUGCCGCGAGCGCCGUCCGCACGAUAAGUUUCCGCCGCGUUGUCUCCCGUGCGUGUGGUUUAUUUUGCGUUGCCGGAUAUUUUACUCUUUCCCAGUCGCCCGUCGAAUUAGGCUGUUUUAAAUUAGCAUCCCAGGCGUAUUUGAUUUUCAGUAUUUAUUGCUUUAUUUGUCUCUCUUCUGCGGGGGAGAGUUUUUAUCGUGUGUGUCGAGAGGCGAACAGAACGGCAGCAAAAUAAAUUGGUUCAUUGUGUCGCGUGCCGGGGCCGUGCGCGCCCGCGCGACAUUACAGCGCAGAUCGGAGGCCAACGGGCUGAGGUCAGAAGGUCGACGAAAGGGGGGUGUAGAGGUCGCCCCCCGGAAAAUGAAUUAAGGGAUAAAAAAAAAACAUUUACAAUAAUAAUAAAAACGAUAAUAAUCCAACGAGGCUCACAGUUGAAACGAAAACCUCGUGACGUUUUUUAUUUUCUGUUCUGGGGGGACCAAGCAGCCGACCCACCGACGCUUUCCAUCACCGCAUGCGUCAGCACGGGCAGAAGGCACCGUUUCGUAACGAAGGGGGAGGGGUGGGAAGAGGGGAGAAGCGGUGGCUGCGUUGCACAGCGCUAACGAACUUUGUUUCCCCGAGCGAAGCGGCCGGGGGUUACUCUUCACGUCGUCUUUCGGCUCGGCAACUCUCUAAGCGGCAUCUAACUCCACGUCCAUCCUGCGGCUGUUGCUGCGACGGACCUCCAGGCCUCGCGCUGACCCACCAUCGGUCCCUCUCGCCGAGCGGGGUCACCCCCACCGGCCGUGACCCCCCCUGCCCCCCCCCCCCCCGCCGUAAGGCAUUGAGGAGAAAACAUGUGUAGCCACAACUGUCACCCUUCAGAAUCAGAAUCUGUAUUUAUACUGCAGGAGGAAUCCGAUGAGCUACAAAAAGCUCUUUUUCACGGAUGUCCAGCAAGGGACGGGUCAGGACGCACCCCGUAGCAAUGUGUGCGCGGUGGCGACGGCGGCACGGUAAGGAGCAGAGUGAAGCGUAACACGCGACGUCGCUGGGAAAGAGUCGGAUCCGCUAUGCUCGCACAAUCCCCGUUCGCUCAGCGGGCGGCGAGGUGCGGGGUGGGGGGGGCCUGGCAAACGGGGGAAGUGCCACGGCCGGUGGGAUAUUGCUGACGUCCUGAUUGUCGUUGCGCCUCGUUUAAGUGAAUGUAUUUAACGGAAUGCACAAGGCCGACUGUCGCCAUCGUUGUUGUUGUUGUUGUCGUUUGGCGGCGGUUUAGUUUUUUAAUUGACACGCGACGUGACCGGCUGGGCAGCCGCCACGUGUUAGAAUCACGUACGGCGAUGGCUUUUAUUUUUUAUUUUAUUUUUUAUUGUGAAAUUGCUGCGGAAACUAAGUACACUCAAAGAUCCAGGAGGGCUGCUUGAACUCCCUUAAGACGGCUGAGCGGGCGCGUGCGGGGAUGCGCAGCUGCGAGCGCGCGCGCGUGCCGUUAAAGCGAUAUGCGCGCGAGUCUGCUUCACAUGGCAACUCGGACGACACUACACGGUGUGGGGGGGGGUAGAGAGGGAUGGAGGAGGGCGGCUCUCGUUGGAGCGACGAAUGGGCCCCGCCGCUCGUGCGCCAAUGGCUCGCCGAGCUGACCGCCGCUCCGCUCCCGUGGCGCCCAGAGACAUUCUAUUUUUAGAGAAAAUUUUCUACGCGUGUGAACGAAAAAAAACAGGGAAAAAAACGUUUUGUUUUGUUUCGCGGAGAGAGAGAGGGAGGCAAAGGCUAGCGAGCGUUGUCGCGCAGUCACGAUGGGCGCCGAGCACCAAAGACCCCCCCCCCCACAUCACACCCCUCCUCCUCACUUCCCUGAACCGCACCCCCCCCCAGAGGUCACAGGUGCCUCGGUGCUGGAUCGCGUAUUAGCUUUAAGAAAACGCUGCUUAACUUAGAGAGCGACCCACACACGGACACACGCGCAGACGGACAUCGUAGAGCAUUGAAGGACGGAUGCACGGACGGGACACCGAGAUGGGCAGACGCACGGACAGAUACAAGGAUGCACUAACGGAGUGACACAUGGAGAGAGAGAGAGACGGACGUCGGCGAGACUAAUGGCAUGCGAAGGGUCCUCAUGAAACCCACGACGCCUUAAACGAAAAACCACGCGGAACAUCUGUAGACACUCGUGUGUGUGUGUGUGCGUGUUCGCUCGAAUGUUGCUUCCUUUGACACGUGGACUUGCAUUGCAAUAUCGAGUUUUUUGCUUUGUGAUGUGGCUUUGAAGGAAAAAAAAAACACAGUCACUUAGGAGAGAAGCAUUUCUUGUAUUGCGCGUCGCCGCGAUCCAGCGACUGUGUGCGUGGUGCUUUUUCAGUACUCGUCGGAGAAGAAUCGUUUUUGUCGAAUUGAUCACCCACUGACAGAUCCACUCGGGCGGCCGCGCGAGCGCUUCUUCAGCCUUUCGGAAUGCACAAACGGCGUGUCCGUAAACAGACAACCCCCCCCCCCCGUCCAGAAAAACUGACCUGAACUAUGAUUGUAACAAACUAAACAACAUACUUAUUUUCUUUUAAGUCGCUUCCCUUUAAUAUAUAUAUAUAAAUUCACUUUAUAUAUAUAUUUUAGCGAUGUGAGACUCGGUACCUCUGUGCAAACUUACGUAAGGGAGAGUGCAUUGGCACGCGUGCCCACCAGCAUCCUUCCUCCCUGGUGGCCCACCCCCCCCCCCCCGCUAGCGCCACCAUGCACGCCGCCGUGGCACGCACACCGACCGCAGCGCCACCGUCACCUCCCGGUCGUCGCACGUCCCCCCCGUCGCCGCUCACGAGUGGCUCUCCGCAGCGCCCUCUAGCGGAGGCCUUCCGACAGCAGCGGGUGGCGUGAGCAAGCAAUUGCCGCGGAGUUUUGCGCCUUUGUUGACCUCUGGUCCCAAAAGAAUGAUCGCAGACUGGCACGAUUCGAAGGAGCUGACGGACCGCGUGAGUUUAUUUUGGUCUCGAUUUCAAGCUUUCGUGACUGCAGGGAUUCAUCUUCUUGGUUCUUUCGGUGAAGUCAC